GCCAAAAGACCUCUGCUUUCAAUUAUCCAACUUCUAACUUCUGCUUUUGGUCUCCGCAAUCUCCUGCCAGCCCCACCACCACUCCUCUCCCUCAUCUUUUCUUCCUCCCAUAUUUUUCAAACAACCAUUGCUAGCUCUAACAUUACAUUACAGGUUCUUGCAUUUUCCUUCCAAUUGCUUUUGUGAUUGUAAACCCCAUCUUUCUGUCUGGAGAAAAAUGGCUACAAUCACAAGCACUAACCCCAAAUGCAAGGCCUGUGAUAAAACUGUCUAUCUUGUUGAUAAGCUCACCGCCGACAAUAAGGUCUAUCACAAAGCCUGUUUUCGUUGCCAUCAUUGCAAAGGCACCCUCAAGCUUAGCAAUUACAAUUCCUUUGAAGGGGUAUUGUACUGCAGGCCGCAUUUUGAUCAGCUGUUUAAGCUAACUGGCAGCUUAGACAAAAGCUUUGAAGGUACUCCUAAAACAAAACCAGAUAGAACCGUUGAUAGUGAGAAACCUCCUAGCAAAGUCUCUUCCAUGUUUGGUGGAACUAGAGAUAAAUGUGCGGGUUGCUCCAAGACUGCUUAUCCAACUGAAAAGGUGACGGUGAAUGGCAGUGCCUAUCAUAAGAGCUGCUUCAAGUGCUUCCAAGGAGGAUGCACAAUAAGCCCCUCAAACUACAUUGGCCAUGAGGGGCGGCUGUACUGCAAACACCACCAUACUCAACUCAUCAAGGAGAAGGGAAACCUUAGCCAGCUUGAGGGUGACCUGGAGAACUCAACAAAGAUCAGAGAAGUUGCCGCAGAGUCCUAACGACGCUGAAUUUUGUGUCUUCUUCACGUCUCUCUGUCUGUUGUUCAUGCCUUGUAUGUCAGAUAAGAGAGAACAUCCAUUUUCUCUAAGUUUAGAUUAUUGGUUUUCACUCCAAUAGAGACCUAAACCUCCAAAUUUGCUGUUUGUUGUGGUUGUAGAUUUUGGUUAUGAUAUGUUAAGUUGUGUUGUGUUGUAUUGUGAUGCUGUACCAUAUGCAAUAUGCUGAAGCAAUAAUGUGCAAUUUGAAUCCAGUUUUGUAAAAAGUUCAAUCCUUUUUGCAUUACA
Molecule: messenger RNA, 1078 nt
Organism: Chenopodium quinoa (quinoa)
Lineage: Eukaryota; Viridiplantae; Streptophyta; Magnoliopsida; Caryophyllales; Amaranthaceae
Product: LIM domain-containing protein WLIM1-like
Exons: 5
Coding region: 218-793 (191 amino acids)
Biological process (GO): actin filament bundle assembly
Cellular component (GO): plasma membrane; actin cytoskeleton
Molecular function (GO): actin filament binding
Source: RefSeq, a predicted model, not a curated record